CGAAGCCGACGUCCCCAUCGACGUGGAGACGGUGACGCCCACGCCCGUCCCGCUCUACGACAACCAGAAGGCGCGCAGCGUGAUGAACGAGUGCGAGCGCCACGUCAUGUUCGCUCGCACCGAUGCUGACGCCCCCCCGCCCCCCGAUGACUGGGAGGAACAUGUCAACAGGACGGGUUGGACCAUGGCCCAGAACAAACUGUUUAACAAGAUUCACAAAGCGCUGCAGUCUGACCGCCUGGCUCGCUUGGCCAACGAAGGGGCUUGCAACGAGCCAGUCCUGAGGAGGAUAGCGGUGGACAAAUGUGCUCGGAGGGUCCGCCAAGCUCUGGCUAGCGUGAACUGGGACACCAAACUGAUCCAGUGGCUUCACACGACCUUAGUGGAAACGCUGAGUCUGCCAGUGCUGGCUGCUUACUUGGAUGCUCUGCAAACGCUCAAAGGAAAGAUCCCCACCCUGAUCGACAGGAUGCUGCUCUCCUCUACUGCAAAGACGGGGGCAGCGGGUGCUGAGGCUCUGUCUCUGCUGCUGAAGAGACCUUGGGACCCAGCAGUGGGUGUCUUGUCCCAUAAUAAACCA
Molecule: messenger RNA, 580 nt
Organism: Antrostomus carolinensis (chuck-will's-widow)
Lineage: Eukaryota; Metazoa; Chordata; Aves; Caprimulgiformes; Caprimulgidae
Product: KAT8 regulatory NSL complex subunit 3
Exons: 4
Biological process (GO): positive regulation of transcription by RNA polymerase II
Cellular component (GO): NSL complex
Source: RefSeq, a predicted model, not a curated record